Apus apus (common swift) is the source of this 2890-nucleotide messenger RNA. RefSeq names its product transcription factor 4 (gene TCF4). Lineage: Eukaryota; Metazoa; Chordata; Aves; Apodiformes; Apodidae. The transcript is spliced from 21 exons. Gene Ontology annotation, molecular function: DNA-binding transcription factor activity, RNA polymerase II-specific; RNA polymerase II cis-regulatory region sequence-specific DNA binding; protein dimerization activity. Gene Ontology annotation, biological process: regulation of transcription by RNA polymerase II. The record is from RefSeq and is a predicted model, not a curated record. The coding region runs from base 348 to 2423 and encodes 691 amino acids. Gene Ontology annotation, cellular component: transcription regulator complex.
AAUUAUUAUUAUUAUUUUAUUUUUCGCUGGCUGGCGUCUCGGCUGUCUGGGUGGGGGAGCUGGUGGCGGGCGUCUGGUGGCCGGGAACCCCAAACCCCAACAAAGCCAGGUGUAGGGUGCCUGUAAAGCUGUGGAGUACCCCGGAGCAGGACUGACACUUACACUACUUUUUCGUGGUUUUGGAGGGUCACACACGUGUGAGAUAAUAAAGCACUUUGGCAGAAGAUUCCUCUCUUCUUUUUUUUAUUAUUUUUCUUUUUUGUUCCUUUUUUCUUUUUUUUUUUUACCCCCCUUGGAAUAUUGUGAACAUAUUUGUGGCCAUUUAAGGUUUGUGUGAUUUUGCUAAAAUGCAUCACCAACAGCGAAUGGCUGCCUUAGGGACGGACAAAGAACUGAGUGAUUUACUGGAUUUCAGUGCGAUGUUUUCACCUCCUGUGAGCAGUGGGAAAAAUGGACCAACUUCCUUGGCAAGUGGACAUUUUACUGGCUCAAAUGUAGAAGACAGAACUAGCUCAGGGUCCUGGGGGAAUACAGGACAUCCUAGUCCAUCCAGGAACUAUGGAGAUGGGACUCACUAUGAUCAUAUGGCGAGCAGAGACCUUGGGUCGCAUGACAAUCUCUCUCCUCCCUUUGUCAAUUCCAGAAUACAAAGUAAAACAGAAAGGGGCUCAUACUCAUCCUAUGGAAGAGAUUCGAAUUUACAGGGUUGCCACCAGAAACCUCUGCAGCUCUUUAUAGAGAAAAAUGUUUGGAUGAGAAAACAAAAACAACAUAGGCAAAGUCUCCUUGGAGGUGACAUGGAUAUUGGCAACCCAGGAGCGCUCUCCCCCACUAAGCCUGGCUCCCAGUACUAUCAGUAUUCUAGCAAUAACCCCCGGCGGAGGCCUCUCCACAGCACCUCUAUGGAAGUACAAACAAAGAAAGUUCGAAAAGUUCCUCCAGGUUUGCCAUCUUCAGUUUAUGCCCCGUCAGCAAGCACUGCCGACUACAAUAGGGAUUCACCAGGUUAUCCAUCCUCAAAACCAGCAGCCAGCACUUUUCCCAGCUCCUUCUUCAUGCAAGAUGGGCAUCACAGCAGCGACCCGUGGAGCUCCUCCAGUGGGAUGAACCAGCCUGGCUACGGGGGCAUGCUGGGCAACUCUUCCCACAUCCCCCAGUCCAGCAGCUACUGCAGCCUGCACCCGCACGACCGCUUGAGCUACCCAUCACACUCCUCAGCAGACAUCAACUCCAGUCUUCCUCCGAUGUCCACCUUCCACCGCAGUGGCACAAACCAUUACAGCGCGUCUUCUUGCACACCUCCUGCCAACGGGACGGACAGUAUCAUGGCAAACAGAGGAAGUGGGGCAGCAGGCAGCUCGCAGACUGGUGAUGCGCUGGGGAAAGCACUCGCCUCUAUCUAUUCUCCAGAUCACACCAACAACAGCUUUUCAUCAAAUCCUUCAACUCCUGUUGGUUCUCCCCCUUCUCUCUCAGCAGGCACAGCUGUUUGGUCUAGAAAUGGAGGUCAAGCGUCAUCAUCUCCCAAUUAUGAAGGUCCCUUACACUCUUUGCAAAGCCGGAUCGAGGAUCGCCUGGAGAGGCUGGACGACGCCAUCCACGUGCUGCGCAACCACGCGGUGGGCCCGGCCACCGCCAUGCCCGGGGGCCACGCCGACAUGCACGGCUUGAUAGGGCCCUCGCACAACGGAGCCAUGGCCGGGCUGGGCUCGGGCUACGGCACCGGGCUGCUCUCCGCCAACCGGCACUCCCUGAUGGUCGGGGCGCACCGCGAGGACGGGGUCACCCUCCGCGGGAGCCACUCGCUCGUGCCAAACCAGGUCCCGGUCCCGCAGCUGCCCGUGCAGUCCGCCACCUCCCCGGACCUGAACCCGCCCCAGGACCCGUACAGGGGAAUGCCAACUGGACUGCAAGGGCAGAGCGUCUCUUCGGGCAGCUCCGAAAUCAAAUCCGAUGACGAGGGAGAUGAAAACCUCCAGGACACCAAGUCUUCUGAGGACAAGAAACUAGAGGAUGACAAGAAGGAUAUCAAAUCAAUUACUAGGUCAAGAUCUAGCAAUAACGAUGAUGAAGACCUGACACCAGAGCAGAAGGCUGAGAGGGAGAAGGAGAGGAGAAUGGCCAACAACGCGCGGGAGCGCCUGCGCGUCCGGGACAUCAACGAGGCCUUCAAGGAGUUGGGCCGGAUGGUGCAGCUCCACCUGAAGAGUGACAAGCCCCAGACCAAGCUCCUGAUCUUACACCAGGCUGUGGCUGUCAUCCUCAGCUUAGAGCAGCAAGUCAGAGAAAGAAACCUGAAUCCUAAAGCAGCGUGUCUGAAAAGAAGGGAAGAAGAGAAAGUAUCUUCAGAUCCUCCUCCACUUUCCCUGGCAGGACCCCACCCUGGGAUGGGAGAUGCCUCCAAUCACAUGGGACAGAUGUAAAAAAAAAGGUCCAAGUUGCCACAUUUCUUCAUUUAAGCAAGAGACCACUUCCUUAACAGCUGUAUUAUCUUAAACCCACAUAAACACUUCUCCUUAACCCCUUUUUUUGUAAUAUAAGACAAGUCUGAGUAGUUAAGAAUCGCAGACGCAAGAGAUUUCAGCAUUCCCGACUAUUACGACCGAGAAAACAAGCAAACAAAAACAAAACCCCAACAAAACCAACCACAAAACAAAACGACAGACAAACCAGAACCAACCAACCAACCAACCAACAACAAAGUGCAACUUGAGGGACGACUCUCUCUAACAUAUCAUGCAGAAUGUCUAACGCAGUAUGUGACGAGCUGUACGUGCACAGCCUAGAGACUGAAUGGCAAUCCUCUCCACACUGUGGGACAAUGCAUUUGUGCCUAAACUUCUUCUUCUUUUGGAAAAAAAAAAAGAAAAAAAAAAAAGGAAAAAAAAAA